This is a messenger RNA of Aspergillus fumigatus Af293, 873 nucleotides long. RefSeq names its product putative trimethyllysine dioxygenase TmlH. Gene Ontology annotation, biological process: carnitine biosynthetic process. Gene Ontology annotation, molecular function: trimethyllysine dioxygenase activity; iron ion binding. Lineage: Eukaryota; Fungi; Ascomycota; Eurotiomycetes; Eurotiales; Aspergillaceae. Gene Ontology annotation, cellular component: mitochondrion. Bases 1 to 873 code for a protein of 290 amino acids. The record is from RefSeq and is a predicted model, not a curated record. The transcript is spliced from 5 exons.
AUGCUAAAGACAUCUUAUACGGUCCUAAUCUUGUUGAAGUGCUCUGUGAGUUUACAAGCUUUAGGCCGGCAUGCUCAACAGCUCACACCAAUCAAGUACAAAUGGGGUUUCUGUUUUGUGAAAGGAGUCCCUGUGAAUCCUGAAUCAACUAAAGCACUUCUCGAACGGAUUGCGUUUAUCAGACACACUCAUUACGGUGGAUUCUGGGACUUCACAUCGGACUUGACCUUCAAGGAUACUGCCUACACCACGGAAUUCCUAGGCGCGCAUACAGACAACACAUAUUUCACUGACCCUGCUAGACUUCAGCUUCUCCACCUUUUGUCGCACACUGACGGCCAUGGGGGGGCCAGCUUGCUUGUAGACGGUUUCAAGGCUGCCGCCAUCAUGCGGCAAGAAAAUCCAAAGCACUGCGGAGUCCUCGCCGCUACCAAGCAACCGUACCAUUCAAGCGGAAAUGAGGAUGUAUGCAUACAACCCGUGGAGCAGGCCCCUGUCUUCAAGAUUCACCCCGAACUGAACCGACUAUACCAAAUUCGAUGGAACAACUAUGAUCGAGCAGCAAAACGAAACUGGGGAUUGAAGGAGCAGAACCGAUGGUAUAACGCAGCACGCCAUUUUAACAAUAUUAUCCAGCGCCCGAAUGUUGAAAUAUGGACACAGCUUCAGCCCGGAACUGCGCUCAUCUUCGACAACUGGAGAAUGCUUCAUGGUCGUUCCGAGUUCACUGGCAAGCGGCGGAUGUGUGGUGGAUAUAUCAACAACGAUGACUUCAUCUCGCGUUAUCGACUUCUGAAAUAUGGAAGAGAAAAGGUUCUUGAAAAUCUGGGUAACCUUGCUUUCUACAAGGGUAAUCCCGCUUUGCUCCUGUAA